GCUUUAGUGAUAAUUUGUCUAAGGCACGCGUCAGCACAAAUAUGCCUGAACGAAAAGUACCGCAUAUUCUUAAGCUCUCCGCACAGGAGCAGCAGGAGUUCGUCAACUCCUUCGAUGUAGUGAUGUGUGAUUGUGAUGGUGUUAUGUGGAUGCUUGCAUCACCGUUGCCGCGUACGGGUGAGACGGUGUGUGCGCUGAAGGCGGAUGGCAAACAAGUGUUCUUCGUGUCCAAUAACAGUCUGCUCACGGAUGAAGAUUAUGUGAGAAAGUUCAAGGGGAUCGGAGUGAAGGAUUUUCAAGCGAACGAUAUUAUGCACCCAGUAAAGUCCAUGCUGUACUAUUUGAAGAAACACAAUAUCAAGCAACCGGUUUUCUCAAUAUGCAGCGCCGGCGGUAACAAAACGCUUCGUGACGGAGGCAUAGAUGUCAGAACUUUGGUCCCCAAGGCAGACAUUACACCCGCUAUCUUAGCGAAAAUAACAAAACCGGAACAAAAGAUGGGCGCUGUUUUGUUUGACAAUAAUCCGGCGUUAUCUUAUGCACACAUUGUUGCGGCCACACGUUAUCUAGCAGAUAAAGAUUGCCAGUUUUUGGCGGGAGGCACAGAUUGGCUAUUACCGGUGACGGGAGAACUAACGAUACCAGGAUUCUGCGAUUUCCUCGAAACCAUAAGUCGCUUCACACAACGAGAACCAACAAUUGUUUGCAAACCGGCACGUUUGCUUGGCGACAUCUUGAAAGACGUCUACAAAUUGGCCGAUCCCAAGCGUUGCUUGUUCAUUGGUGAUUCCCUGACGCACGACAUAGGCUUCGCAUUGGUUUGUGGCUUCCAAUCACUGCUGGUAUUAAGCGGCAGUACACCCUUAGAGGAAAUGUGGGAAGCAAAUGCUGAGGAUCAACCACAUUAUUAUGCCGAUAGUAUAGCCGAUUUUAUAGAAUUAUAUGAUAAUAUAAGUAAAAAUGUUUAAAAUUAUAA
Messenger RNA from Zeugodacus cucurbitae (melon fly), 976 nucleotides. RefSeq lists its product as uncharacterized. Gene Ontology annotation, molecular function: phosphatase activity. The coding region runs from base 42 to 968 and encodes 308 amino acids. NCBI's taxonomy places the organism in Eukaryota, Metazoa, Arthropoda, Insecta, Diptera, Tephritidae. The transcript is spliced from 4 exons. The record is from RefSeq and is a predicted model, not a curated record. Gene Ontology annotation, cellular component: cytoplasm.